Messenger RNA from Nymphaea colorata (pocket water lily), 2915 nucleotides. RefSeq names its product G-type lectin S-receptor-like serine/threonine-protein kinase At5g24080. Lineage: Eukaryota; Viridiplantae; Streptophyta; Magnoliopsida; Nymphaeales; Nymphaeaceae. Gene Ontology annotation, biological process: protein phosphorylation; recognition of pollen. The coding region runs from base 219 to 2615 and encodes 798 amino acids. The transcript has a single exon. Gene Ontology annotation, molecular function: ATP binding; protein serine/threonine kinase activity. The record is from RefSeq and is a predicted model, not a curated record.
CUGAUUUUUUAAUCAAGGUCGUUCAAGUCUUCCAAUGGUGAUGAUGUCGCCAGGCUACCUGAUAGAUUGACCUGAUAAAGUCUUCCCUUUGUAAAUUCGUCCCGGCAUUGAAGUUUUGCACCACCACGUUGUCCAUUGAAGACAUACAUAUUCACGGUAAGGUUCUCCGCAGUCCGGCAGGUCGAGAACUCGGAUCCUCCCUUGAGCACCUUCCUUUCAUGGCCGCCUUCGCCGUUACCGUUCUUCUCUUCCUCCCCAUCUUCUCUGCCGCUGCAAUAUCCGACCAGUAUGUAAACUUCACCUCUUUCUCCAUCCAAGACUCACCCUGGCGAGUAGACCAGAACAGAGUGCUAGUCUCCCCAGGCGGCAGCUUCGCCGCCGGGUUCCGGCCCCUCCCGACAUCUCCCCAUCUCUUCCUCUUUGCCGUCUGGUACCGACAAUCCAACGAAACUAUCGUUUGGGCCAUGAACCGUGACUCCCCUGUGAGCAACUCGUCCUCGCUAGUCUUCUCCAAAGAUGGGAAGCUCAUCCUCAGCCCGACGACGAUCUCGGUCAACGCUACUGCCAGUUCCAACUCAACAAAAUUGGUGCUAGAGGAGACCGGCGGCCUCCAGUUUGAUAGUUGGACCAGCUUCGACGAUCCGAUGGACACCAUUCUCCCCGGCCAGACGCUUCCAUCCAUCAAUCUCGUCGCCAGAAGGAGCCUCGCUGACUACAGAUCUGGCUUCUAUAAUCUCGUGAACUGGACCUCACUGAGCUUCUACGAUGAGAAGUACGGAAACAUCGACAAGGGGCCUCUAACGAAUCUGACAAGCGACGGCCUUCUGAAAGCGAAAACCGGGGACUAUUAUCUUGCCGAUUUCGGGGAAAACGACACGUUGCGCCGGCUGACUCUUGAUCCAGACGGCAAUCUGAGGGUCUAUAGCAUGAAUCCAGCCAACGGGCGCUGGUUCAUCGUCUGGCGGUUGAUUCCCAACCUUUGUCGCGUUCCCGGCCUCUGUGGUCUCAACUCCAUUUGCAUGAGCGACGUUGAUGACCAAGUCUCCUGCGUCUGCCCGCCUGGUUUCCGUCGCACGGCGGGAAGUAGAUGCGAGCCCAUAAUCAAUAUCACUGCCCCUGCUGAAACCAGGUUCCUGCAACUAGACUUUGUCAACUUCACAAAGGGUCUCAACCCGAACGUUACCUCGGCUCCAACUCUGUCCAACUGUGAGACGGGCUGCUUGGACCAACCAUCCUGUCGCGGCUUCGUCUACCAAUUUGACGGCAGCGGAUACUGUGCGCACCUCGAACAAUUGCUCGAGGGGCGCUGGUCGCCUGGAACGCUGACAGCGGCGUACAUCCGCGUGUCGAAGCGCGAGAACGCGAUCACCAACUUCACCGGCCUGACGGAACUGGUGAACACGACGUGCCCUGUUCGCCUCCUGCUGCCGGAAGCCCCCGAUAUGUCCAAUCCGAGGAACAGAAACCUCGCCAUCGUCUGCUGCUUCUUCGCUCUUGAGCUCCUUGGAGCAAUGGCUUUCUUCUGGACCUUCAUUCGGAGGCACACCCACUACAGGGAGUCGGCAGGAAACCUCGGUCUGGAUCAGCUGCCUCUUAGGCGCUUCACCCUUGCCGAGCUCACGGCUGCCACCGACGACUUCAGCCACGAGAUAGGCUCUGGUGGAUUCGGCACGGUGUACAAAGGCGAGCUACCUGACCACCGGGUCGUCGCCGUGAAGCGGCUCAAGUUCUCUUCCCGCUGCAGCAGCGACGCUGAGUUCUGGGCCGAAGCGGCCAUCAUUGCUCGAUUGCACCACCUCAACUUGGUGCGCCUAUGGGGUUUCUGCGCCGAGAAGGGGCAGAGGCUUCUUGUCUAUGAGUACGUUCCCAACGGCUCCCUUAACAAGUUCCUCUUCCCGGCUGCAGUCAGAGAGCAAGGCGUUGCAGAGGCUCCCAUGCUUGACUGGAGCACACGCUAUCGCAUCGCCAUAGGCGUGGCGAGGGCCAUCGCUUACCUUCACGAAGAGUGCCGCGAGUGGGUGCUUCACUGUGAUAUUAAGCCAGAGAACAUCCUUCUAGAGAAUGAUUUCUGCCCCAAAGUCUCAGAUUUCGGUUUAGCUAAGCUGGCCACGAAGGCAGACAUGGUGAGCAUGUCAGGAAUACGGGGAACUCGUGGGUACUUGGCACCGGAAUGGGCCGGCAUCAACCCAACGAUCACGGCAAAGGCGGAUGUGUACAGCUUCGGGAUGGUACUGCUUGAGAUCGUCUGUGGCAUUCGAAAUAUGGAGUUUCAGCAAUCUUCCAUGGAGAGUUGUGAGUGGUAUCUGCCCAAAUGGGCCUAUGAGAAGGCUUGUGUCGAGAAGAAGGUGGAAGACAUCUUAGACCCCAGGCUGCUUCAGUCAUACGACUGCCGUCAGCAUUCUAAGAUAGUGGACAGGAUGGUGAAGACGGCAAUUUGGUGCCUCCAGGAUCGGCCUGAGAUGCGGCCCUCCAUGGGGAAGGUCGCCAAGAUGCUGGAAGGGACUGUUGAUAUCGUGGAGCCACCCCAGGCCACCAUCUUCUUCUUGGGACCUUCUCCCUCCCUGUCGCCCCUCCCCGGCCAGAAGAAUAGUGCUCCCAAGACGGCAGAUGCAUAAUAAGUUUGUCGAUUAUCCUUAAGCACCAAAUUCGAGUUCAGACAGUUCAGAUGUUGAACGGUACUUUACAGUGUCAGGCCCAAGGUUUGUCACCUGUCAGCAUUGCCGCAUCUGUGCUGUUUCUAAACAGAAGUGCACUCCUAGUGAUGCUUCACAUUGUUAAUCUCCAACACCUGGACUGCUACUUUAUGCAUAAGCUGCUAAGUUAGUUACCUUUAGGUUUGUAUUUUCUUGUAAUAUUCUGCUGUAUAAUGUGAUGCUAGUGAGGACCUUUCAUUACAAGUUGUUCCUUUUCUCGUU